Malaya genurostris is the source of this 2403-nucleotide messenger RNA. RefSeq names its product very-long-chain 3-oxoacyl-CoA reductase-like. The coding region runs from base 168 to 1097 and encodes 309 amino acids. The transcript has 5 exons. Gene Ontology annotation, molecular function: oxidoreductase activity. Lineage: Eukaryota; Metazoa; Arthropoda; Insecta; Diptera; Culicidae. Gene Ontology annotation, cellular component: endoplasmic reticulum. The record is from RefSeq and is a predicted model, not a curated record.
AGAAUGUUAGUAAAUUACGUUUUGUUUUACGUUUUGAUUAUCAUUUGAAAUGAUGAAAUCGUUUUACUUUUCGUUGUAUACGUGAUUUUUUUCAUCAAGAGAACUUUUAGUGCUUGAAGCCGAUCUCGAGUGGAGUAGUGUAGAGUGUGAUCAAAUCAGUUCCGAAGAUGCUUUCAAUUGUGAAGGACCUGUUUUGCUGGAUCGGUGUCCAUGCCUGCGUUCUGUGGCUUUAUUACUAUUUGCUGGAGCCCCUGGUGAAUAUUGUUUGGGGUUCGAUUCGUAGCUAUGUGCGGCAGGAGAAACUUCAGGUUCGCUAUGGACCGUGGGCAGUGAUAACCGGUUCGACGGACGGAAUCGGCAAGUGUUACGCGGAGAAUUUAGCACAGAAAGGAUUGAAAAUUAUGUUAAUUUCUCGAACCGAGUCGAAACUGAUCAAAGUAGCUGAUGAACUGCAGCAAAAGUAUGGCGUGGAGACGAAAUGGAUUGCCAUGGAUUUUUCCAAUGGCCCCGAAAUCUACGAUCGUUUGCGGAAGCAACUGACAGGGCUGGACAUCGGAUUGCUUGUAAACAACGUCGGUUUCCUGCCACAGCUGGCUCACUUCGAUCGAACUCCUGAAGCGGAUCUGCUGGAUUUGAUUCACAUCAACAUUAUGUCUAGCACAAUGUUAACACGAAUGGUUUUACCCGGCAUGAAGGCCCGGCGGAGGGGAAUCGUGGUAAACAUAGGAUCCACCUCCGGACUCGUUCCGCUGGCAUUUAUGGCAGCUUACGGGGCGACAAAGUCCUACAUGAGCAGCCUAAGCCAAGCGCUACAGGAAGAACUGCGUGGAACGGGCGUCGAAUGUCAACUCGUGACACCCGCCAUGGUCCACACGAACCUCAGCCAAGCGUUUUGCACCAAAAUGCCCUGGUAUGUGGUUAUUCUAAGCGCCGAACAAGUCGCUCGGAUUGGUGUAUUCUUGAUUGGGAAAACGUGGCACACCUGUGGUCAUUGGUUCCACAGUUUACAGGUCUGUUGGUACCCACUUCUUCCCUGGAAACUGGUUGUUCGAAUUAUGGGUGGUGUAAUGAAAAGUACAGCAGAGAACGUACACUAAGUUACAUGUAAUCCGAUGUAACUUUAUCCAUUACCUCAAUUUCUAUUGUUGUCAACAAAAGCGAAAGAAUAAAUCCAUUUAUUGGUCGACCUACCGAUGACCGUUUACGAAGUCUCUUUCCACUACCAUCCAGAAACGUCAAGGGUCCAACCUCCGAAUCGAAAACGAACAACCAAAAAAAAAACAGCAAAGGACGCAACUGCAAUGGCAUCGGUAUGAGGACGAAAAACCGGACAAGCGGUGAAAAUAUAUAAAUUAUAAAAUCGGCGAAACGCGGCUGCAUCGGCCUCGCCACCCGUUUCGUGACAAAGUGCUUUUUAAAAGGGCCCUUAACGCACACACACACACUCGCACACGGUGCGCUGCGCGAAAAAGUAGGCGGUUGGGCACUCAGGGCACGCGGCCACGAGGUGUUCGAAAUCGCGAUCCAAGCAGGCCGACCAAAAACGAAAAAAAAAUGUUGAAAACGGAACGCAACGUGAUUGGUUAUCGGUUUUCGUGUUUGCGGCUUAUGCUUUUCUUGUGAAUAGUUUCCGUCAGUGGUGCCAGUCUGCCGAAAAGAAACAAUUUAUGGAUCAUUGUUUUGUCUGUUCGAAGUGAUACCAAUGAAGGAGGAAUGUGAUUGAGUAUUCCGAAUAACGGCUUCUGUUUUACCAAAAACGAAAAACGAAAUAAAACAAUCGAGGAACAUUUUUUCCCCGAAUCAUCUGUUUCUGGUUCAUGUGCCAACAACAGGAAGCAAAGGAUCGAUUUUCGUUUUUCGAUGUAUGUGACGAAGUGUACGAUGAAAGGAAAACUCGGUCAAUUAAAAUGGAGCAGCAGGAACAGACAACGGGUUUUUCCCGGCUUUUGGUCUGAUUUAGUUUCAGAAAAGGCAACGCAUCGUGUGGUGUUAUUUUGUUUUGGAAAUUUACCUCAUGAAUAAAAGAUAACUGGUGCGCGAUGUAGGACUUUAAAUAAUACAAAGUGUUGAGAUUGUGUGUUUGGAAUUCUGGUGAAAAUUUAUACGGUUUUCUUGUGUACUGUCAAUAAAGAAGAUGAUUUUUUCAAAUGGUUUAAAAGCUGCUUUCGAAUACUAGUUGUAGAUUCUUCUUUUGAAAAUUUUAUAAUAAAUGAUUUAAACUAUUUUGUCUGGCCUAGAAGAAGCUGCUGGUCUUACAAAAAUUCUGCCUGACUACAGUGAAGAACAAAUAAAUAUUUUCUGUUUCUAUCGUUCGUCCGAUAAAGAUAUUUGCAAUAAUCUUCUAUGAGAUUAUCUGUUCGUUCCAAUCAUGCGAAUUUCCAGGACAAGUGGUAGGGAUCGAUA